AUGGCGGGCAAGCUCCCCCUCCGGUUGACCACCCUUGCGUCACACCGGUCUACUUCCUGUCUGGCAGCUUCACGUUCAAUCUCAACCACGACAACCCUCAAAUUCCGACCUUCGACACUGAUCUCCAAGCAGCCUACUCUUCUUUCGCAGCCUGCCUUUCAACAAUCCUUCCGUCGUGCUUUCGCUGAUCAAGCUCCAAAAGUCGAGCUUUCCCCACAACCAAAACCAAAGAAGCAGUUCAGAUUCCUCCGCUUCCUGUGGCGCGUGACAUACCUGUCUACCGCGGCCUUUCUUGGUUGGAUUGGAUAUAGUAUCUAUGAAUUGCGCAACCCGAAUGAACAGUUCGAACCAGAUCCGAAUAAGAAAACACUCGUUGUACUUGGUACUGGCUGGGGUGCCGUCUCUCUCUUGAAAAAUCUCGACACCGAAAAUUACAAUGUCAUCGUCGUUUCCCCUCGAAAUUUCUUCCUCUUCACCCCUCUACUUCCCUCCUGUACAACCGGCACCAUCGAGCAUCGAUCUAUUAUGGAACCCAUCCGAAAUAUCCUGAGACACAAGAAGGCUACUGUGAAGUUCUAUGAAGCUGCUUGCACCAAGAUUGACUACGAGAAGAAAAUUAUCUAUGCACAAGACGAUUCGGACAUCAAGGGAGAUUCAAUGGAGACACAGAUCCCUUUUGAUAUGCUUGUUGUCGGUGUUGGUGCUGAGAAUGCUACAUUCGGUAUCCCCGGAGUCCGCGAACAUGCUUGCUUCUUGAAGGAAGUGGGUGAUGCUCAGCGCAUUCGGAAACAAAUCAUGGAUUGUGUCGAGACUGCCACAUUCAAGGAUCAAUCUCCCGAAGAGAUCAAACGUCUUUUGCAUAUGGUUGUCGUCGGUGGUGGCCCCACUGGAGUUGAAUUCGCCGGCGAGCUCCAGGAUUUUUUCCAAGAAGAUUUGCUCAAGUGGGUUCCUCAAAUUAAAGACGAUUUCCACGUUACCCUGGUCGAAGCUCUCCCCAAUGUUCUCCCAAUGUUCAGCAAGCAAUUGAUCGAAUAUACCGAAUCUAGCUUCAAGGAAGAACACAUUGAGAUCCGCACAAAGACCAUGGUCAAGAACGUCACCGACAAGUAUAUCGAAGCCGAAAUCAACAACCCGGAUGGAACCAAAUCUUUGGAGAAAAUCCCAUACGGCCUCCUCGUCUGGGCUACCGGAAAUGCCCUCCGACCCGUAGUCAAGGAUCUCAUGUCCCAGAUCCCCGCACAAGCCAAAGCCCGUCGCGGUCUCGAAGUCAACGAAUAUCUCGUCGUCAAUGGUACCGAGAACAUCUGGGCCGUAGGCGACUGCGCCGUCGCCAAUUAUGCGCCUACCGCACAGGUGGCCGCACAAGAGGGCGCUUUCCUCGCUCGCCUAUUCAACACCAUGGCCAAGACGGACGCAUUCGAGUCUGAACUAAAAGACCUCUCCGCUAAACAGGCCACGGCCAAUCCUGACGAUCGUAAGGUCAUCCUCGCCGAGAUCGCCGAGCGUCAGAAACAGCUUCGCCGCGUCAAGCAGAUCGGACCUUUCCAAUACUCUCACCAGGGAUCUCUGGCGUAUAUCGGCGCCGAAAAGGCGGUCGCCGAUGUGAGCUGGUUCAGUGGCAACAUCGCUUCCGGUGGUACCAUGACCUAUCUCUUCUGGAAGAGUGCCUAUUUGAGCAUGUGCUUCAGCACGAGGAACCGCGUGCUAGUCUCGUUCGAUUGGGUCAAAGCCAAGUUUUUUGGCCGUGAUGUCUCACGAGAGUAG
Molecule: messenger RNA, 1764 nt
Organism: Exophiala aquamarina CBS 119918
Lineage: Eukaryota; Fungi; Ascomycota; Eurotiomycetes; Chaetothyriales; Herpotrichiellaceae
Product: NADH dehydrogenase
Exons: 3
Coding region: 1-1764 (587 amino acids)
Molecular function (GO): NADH dehydrogenase activity
Source: RefSeq, a predicted model, not a curated record